UCGAAAACAGUGAGAAUACAAACGCUAACAAUGGAUAAUCUCAAGGAAUUACUUAAACCAAAAACGUUUAACACAGUUAGCCAUGCCGCAGUUGUUAUUUGGAUCCUGAUCGGUGUAAUCUUCCUUGGCAUUUUUGCAGACGCAGAAAACAGCGAAUCCAGGUAUGAUUUCCGCUGUGGCGGGGCGAAGAGUGAAAACAUCGACCUUGUCCGUGGAAGAUGUUUCGAGUUAUACGAGAAGCAGUAUAACAAACACGAUGUUCCUAUCUAUGCCUUCGUGAUCAUGAAUUUCUUCCUCAUCGGAACUGUCUGUGCUAUUUACUCCCAAAUAGCGAGCCCUACAGUCGAUCAACUGUCGCCAAGCGCUCGUAACGGUGAUCUCGAGGGGCAGUUGCGCGACCAAAGAAACGCACUUUCUAGUAAAAAGCUGUUUAUCGCUUACUGCUGUCAACUUUUCGCAAGGAUUGUUUUAGGAGUUCUCUUCAUGGUUCUACAAAAACAGUUUCUCUAUCCUCUGGACUUCCCCCCCAACUUCCCUUGUUAUCUAACCUCUGGAGGGAGUCAGCCAAGGAAUUCUACUGGCGUCUGGCACGAGUGUCAUAAUCAACGAGCAACUAAGAAAAACUCCUGGAUGCGCGCUGUUCUUGUCGUGAACGGAAUUUUUCUCUUUGGCAUUCUGUUAGAAACCGUCUAUAUUUUGCUACGAGCGUGGAAAGAGGAUAGUUUCAUGAAAAAUUCCAAGUUUCUAGAGGCUCACCUGAAUCCCUCCCAUGCCAGCUCGCAAAAUGCUACCACAUCGAUUGUGUUGAGACCUGAACCUCCGCAGCAAGAAGAAAGAACAGAGCAAGAAACGAACGUCCCACAAGAACAACACCAGGAAGAGGAAAGUAAAGAACAUGAAACGAACAUCCCACAUCUGCCAAGCAAGCCUCAAGAAGAAAGAACAGAGCAAGACACGAACGCCCCACAAGAACAACACCAGGAAGAGGAAAGUAAAGAAAAUGAAACGAACAUCCCACAUCUGCCAAGCAAGCCUCAAAAACUCCAAAAACCACCGCUUCAGGAAUUCAUCGAGAACACAAAGAGAGUCAUUAAAGAUGAGACAAAUCGACCUCCCCAACUCCGGUCGCCUUUUCCAAGUACUCCCGGCGAAGGACACCCAGCUAAACAUUUGACUCUGGAUCAGAUUUACACUAAACUUGUCGUUGUUCCAGACAUAGCUAAUUAUGACUUUACUGGAGACAGACAAGAGAAACUGAAAGUCUACGCCAGAUCAAGUGAGACUAAAAACACAACACCUAGAGGGCCGGAGGACAUUCUUAACCACGAAAACAAAAACGUUUUGAUUGUUGGUCGUCCUGGAAUCGGAAAGACACUUUGCUGUACCAAACUUCUCAGAGACUGGGCAUUUAACAAAGUAUUCCAUGACUCACCUGAUGCCAAAAUUCAUUUCGACGCUACUUUCUUUAUCAAAUUCAGAGCAUUCAACGCGGCACCCGACCUUAGCCUCAGGGAACUGCUCACAUUGUCAGAACAUUCCCCCUCAAAUCACAUGGAUGAUGAAGUCUGGAAUUACAUCCUUGACAACCCCCAAAGAGUUCUCAUUAUUUUCGAUGGAAUCGAUGAAUUUAAACAUAAUUCAAAAAUCGGCGAGGAAAAUUUCGAGCCUAAAUUCAGAAACCGCGCAGACGAGAAGAUGCCCCUGUACGCCUUGUACGAGAAGCUUGCGACUGGGAAACUUCUCAACGGGGCUGCCGUUUUAACAACCACAAGACCCACGGCUUUGUCAUGCAUCGAAUGUGUUUCUUUCGAUAAAAUCUUCGAGGUCCUCGGCUUCUCGUCCGAACAAGUCAAAGAAUACGUAACCAAAUUCAGUGCUGAAGAGGACAAGGAUGCGGGAGAAACACUAUGGCGACACAUCGGCGGCAACAGGAACAUUCUCUCUCUAUGCUACAUUCCUGCGAGUUGCUUCAUCAUUUGCUCAACUCUCUUUCAAAUGGUGAAGUUCUAUGGUUCCAAGAGUCUUAGCCUACCAACGAAUCUAACAGUUAUUUACAAGAAAGCAGUGAAAAUUUUUUACUUCAGACACAACGAAGAAUUCCGCGGCAAGAAUUUCGCUAGUAAAUUCUUGGAAUCAGACAAGUUACCCCCUGAAGUGGAAAAGAAAUUCUCGAAACUUGAAAAAAUGGCAUUUCAAGGAAUUAAAGAAGGAAGGCUGGUCUUUGAAGGACACGAAGUACGCGGAAUGGAAGACAACGCUCUUUUUCACCGCUUACCCGACCGUCGGCCUGACACGUUUGAACGCGAGGAACAAUUCUGUUUCAUUCAUUUAACAAUGCAAGAGUUUUUCGCUGCGAGGCACCUAGCAAACAUGAAUGAAACAGAACUGAGGAACUUUGUUUCUACGAACAUCGCGGACGGCAAAUGGCAGCUGGUUUUUCAGUUUCUAGCAGGACUAAUGAACGAGAAAGAAAACCUACCGAGCGAAAUCAUCACAGACCUUCUUCCUGUGGAAACUGAAGAGAAAGAAAGCGUGUUGUACAACGAAGAGUGGACAGAGGAUAUGGAGCCAAGGAAAGUAACUUGUUGGCCGACUGAAGACAAAAAACAUUUAGCAGUGACAUUAUUUAAAUGCAUUAACGAAAGUAGUGAGAUGGAGGAAAUAGUUCAGAGAAAACUACAACAAAUUAACUUUAAUUUUGUAAAUUUUAAUGAUUGUCAACUCACACCUGUUGAUUGUGCUUCAGUAGUUACUGUAAUUAAGAAUGUUCAACAAAUUUCACAUUUAGAUUUGGCCGACAAUAACUUUGGUCCAUUAGGUUGUUUUGAAAUUUGUAAGUUGUUAAAAUGUAGUAAAUCUCAACUGAGCUGGUUAAACCUCGGAGGAAAUCAAUUGACAGACGAAGCAGCAAAGUAUUUAGCUGAAGCCAUCAACAACAACAACUGUCAGCUACGCACGUUAAUCCUCUGGAAAAAUAACAUCUCAGACAUUGGAGCACAGCACUUGGCUGAAGCCAUCAACAACAACAACUGUCAGCUACGCACGUUAAACCUCUCACAAAAUAACAUCUCAGACAUUGGAGCACAGCACUUGGCUGAAGCCAUCAACAACAACAACUGUCAGCUACGCACGUUAAUCCUCUCAGAAAAUAACAUCUCAGACAUUGGAGCACAGCACUUGGCUGAAGCCAUCAACAACAACAACUGUCAGCUACGCACGUUAAUCCUCACAGAAAAUAACAUCUCAGACAUUGGAGCACAGCACUUGGCUGAAGCCAUCAACAACAACAACUGUCAGCUACGCACGUUAGAUCUCUCAUUAAAUAACAUCUCAGCACAGCACUUGGCUGAAGCCAUGAAAGACAACAACUGUCAGCUACGCACGUUAGCUGAAGCCAUCAACAACAACAACUGUCAGCUACGCACGUUAGACCUCACAGAAAAUAACAUCUCAGACAUUGGAGCACAGCACUUGGCUGAAGCCAUCAACAGCAACAACUGUCAGCUACACACGUUAAUCCUCAUAGAAUAA
Pocillopora verrucosa is the source of this 3531-nucleotide messenger RNA. The record is from RefSeq and is a predicted model, not a curated record. NCBI's taxonomy places the organism in Eukaryota, Metazoa, Cnidaria, Anthozoa, Scleractinia, Pocilloporidae.